AUGAUCCUGGACACAAGCAAGUCGUCCCUCGGCUUGCCCCUGGUCGGCGGUGACGGGGAAGAGGAUGUGGUUGAGAAGGGCGAGGGCGUCGAUUCUUUCGGCGCGCCAGGAUCGACGCCAGCUGUGCCGUCGGGGCAGCCUCCCGGUUCGCCCAGGAUGAUCAUGGUGAACCAGGCGAUGGGAUUGCUCCUCCUCGCGACCGUAGCAGUCGCAUGGACGUCACCACCAGCCAUUUGGACGAGGCCUGCAUUCACCGGAGCGGGGGUGCAGCUCGCAGAGCUGCCCGGAAGCGAGGCCUCAUGCGUCCAGGCAACGGGCGGGACGUGCUUCGUUGGUGGAUGCGCAGCCGACCGUGGGAACACCACCUGCAGGGUGACACCCGGCAUCAAGUUCGCGGGGUGGCACACGUGUGACUGCCAAUACCCAACUCCCUGCGCCCACAGUAACGGGACAUGCCACGCGUCUCCAGAGAAGGGCUGGCGCAUGGGCCUGCGGGGUGAGAGCGAGUGGACUCUGGGUUUCGUGCUCGCCCCGAUCAUGAGAUCUGGCGUGACACAGGUAUUCACGCAGUUCUUCGCCUUCGACCACAUGAUCAGCAUACCGCAGCCCCCGUUGACGCUUGACUACAAUGACGGAAAGUACGGCACGUGGGAUGGCCUCCGAAUGGCGUCGAACUUUCAGGGGCAUCGCUACCAAGCAUACUUUGUGAGCGCGGUGAAACUUGCUGGGUUUCACUGCAUGCAGCCCGUGCUUUUCAUGCUGCCAUAUGCCGCUUAUUCGCGUAGCAUGGGUUGGGUGCAGUUUACUUGUGCGACCGUAGUUGUCGUUGGCGAGGAGCAGUUCAGAGCGCUGCUGGAUGGAGUUGCUACAGCGGCGAGGCCGGCACCACCAGAGGCGCCGCCACCGGCCAGGCCAGACCCGGCCACUGGAAUAUCGCCGCAGCAGCUGCAGAGGGUGAUCAUGAUGGUGCGAGACCAGGUCCAUGGGUCCAGCCGAGCAGGUCGGGCAACCGACACAGCAGGCGAAGGACGGGCCAGUGGGGCAGCACCAGAUCAAGACGAAGAUCCGUGGCAGCGUGGAGACCCCUGGAGCCACAGGCGCACCGGAGAGCGAGACGCCUCAGACGGCGUCGAGGACUACGCCAACCGGAGCGGCUGGUGGAAGUCCGGCUGGAGGGACAGCUGGGACGACGGCUGGAAGGGCGACUCCACCUGGAAGGACUGGAGCGGCUGGGGCGAGCGGGGCAAGGACUUCGCCGGCCCGGACGCCUGGAGCAGUUGGAACGAGUACAAACUAUGGAAGAUGGACGACCUAUCGGAUGAAGUUCUCACUUCCAAUAACGGCGCUGACAAAAUCAUAGAGCGCCUGGACCUCCUGUCAGGCGAGAAGGUGGAUGACGAGAAAAGGAAGGCCGGAAGGGAGUGUCUCUUCUCAUUCCCACGACGGCAGGGAGAAGGACUCACCGAGUACGCCGCCCGCAUCGACCUGGCAUUCGACAAGGUGGCGACACUAGGUCUUCCAGUCCCAGAGGACUGGAAGUUCAUGUUCCUGGAAGAGGGCGUCGGCGGUCCCGAUGAGAGAGGCCAGCAGUUGAUGAGGGCCAUGAUGAAGAUCUGCGAUUCCUACUCCGAGGCUCUCGCCGCGAGCAGGGAGAUGGACGUCGCCCGGAGAGGGCACCUAUCCUUCCAGAAGAGAUCGUUCAUGGCGGACAGCAGUUUCCCCAAGGAUGAGCCCACCUUCUCCGUACAGACGGACGAUCUCGACCUCGACUCCUCCCUAGAGGACGACGACGUCUCCUCGUUAGACACCGACGGCGAGCAGCAGGUCUACGCGACGCUGGAGGGCCUUGGCCUGUACGACGACGAGCUUCCACGGGCGUUUGCGACCAUGCAGGAGGAGAGGCGCAAAACGUGGAAGCAGAACCGGGAUCUCAAGCGCAAGAUGAAGGUGGAUCGCAAGUUCUUCGAUCGCAGCAAGGACAAACCAGAGCCGGCCCACAGGCAGCCACGCGGGCAUCGCGCUGCCAAUGGGCAGAGCCACGACCCGGAUUUCGACAGCGCCACCGCCACCUUCAUGAGCGUCGACCCAGGCGAGAUGAUCGUCGACACCGCAGCGGGUCAAGGAAAGAUGGGGGUCAUCGAGCUGGACGUCUUCAAAGAGGAGAAGAACAGGUACGACGGCAGGGGCGACCGGGAAGGCGAGAGGCUCGUGAACUUCGGCGUGAACUCCGUCAAUGGCCCCCGAGGCUCCUCCACCUCCAAGGGCAAGAAGAAGGAGCAGACCGAGGCGCAGCGCCGGGCCAACCGUCCAAUGACGAUGGGCGAACAGCUGGGCGAUCACCAGCAGUGGACCUACGCGGCCACCGGAGCGCCAGUUCCACAGUCCAUGAGCCGCGGCCAGAGGUCGUGGGCGGCUGUGGUGGGAGCCAUGAUAUUCUGGCUCUCGAAGCUGGCCGACGAGUUCGGCAGGAUGAUGAUCAAUCGACGCUUCUGGCCGACGAAUCUCGUCAGACGCAUGCGGGUGAUCCCGCCGCAGUUCUACGCGUGCCGCCACAUUCCCAUUCACGUGGAGUUUGGCAGCAAUGGGCAUGGGCGUUGGUGGGUGCGUGGGCUGUGCACCAUGCGAGUCGCCUACCAGGACACCAAGCCAGACAAGUCCACGCCCAAGAAGGAGAUGACCUGCGUGUGCAAGCGCCAGACGGCCGCCUGCUCGCUAUGUGGAAAGGGCUUCGCCCAGCUGGGCGGAGCCGAUCCAGAGUGGCAGGCUCUAGUGGCAGCCCCAGCUCCUCCGCCAGGAGUACCAGCGGCGAGAACGUCGGCAGGGACGGUGCCGCCAUGGCCAGCAUCGGUCGACGCUCAGGCGGCUGGAACACCCUACCAACAGGUCGAGGCGGAGCAGCCCGGCGUGAUCAUGCGCGACGUGGAGGAGCAGGCCAAGGAGCAGAGGGCCCAGCGUCGCCGACAGGCGGCGCCCUCUCCAUCCAAGAGAGCGGCGAUGGAGCCCUCGGCCAGCUCGGACGACGGCGGCGACGAGACCAUGCGCCUCCCCCAGCAGAUCGCCGACAAGCAGAAUCAGCAGGAUACCUCCAUCAACCAGCUCUGCGCGACGGUGUCGGGCCAGAUGGAGGCUGUCGCGACGCUCCAGUCGAAGCUCCAGCAGCUCUCAGCGCCUUCGUCGAUGGCGCGGGCCCUGACCGGGCCCGCCGCGACGAAGGCACCGCCUCCACUGAUGACGAGAGAGCCGGUGCCCAAGGCGCCACAGGCAACAGGUCGGAAGAGCGAGGCAGGGGAUCCGUGGACGCCGACAGAGAACCCAGAGGAGGCCGCCUGGAGGCAGCAGCAGCAGAUGAAGGACGCCGAGAAGAAGCGCCUGGCCAAGGAGGGGUGGGAGCAGACUGGGUGGAAGACGUGGAGUCACGAGGGCGGCGGCAAGUGGGCCUGGGCCGACACCCAGGUCCUCAGAGGCGCCCAAGCCAAGCCAGAGGUGCUCAAGUUUGUGCAGGACGAGUACCGAUGUGGCGAUUGCGCUGCGCACUCUCGUCCAGCCAGCAGUCGCCUCGUGGCGGUACCUAGAACGUUCGAGGUUCAGUACAAGCGUCUUAGCCCAGAAGAGAAAAGGGAGUUCGACAUCUCCGACGCGAACGAAUGGAAAGCUCUAUCCGAGGGAACCAAGCCUGUGAUAGUGCACCCCCCCAAGGAAGCCAAUGAGCUCCGCCGCACGGGCGGGGCGUGGCCGGAGGGCGCCGACGUCAUGGGUCUCGACAAGUCCAACAUGCAGCUGUCUGCACCGCCCAGGGUUCCAGGCAUGGACCGGGGCGGGCUCGGCGGCCUCGUCGGUGGCGCCCAGCUGCAGCAGCAGACGGCGCCGUCCCCCCUGGUGGCGCGGCCAGCGUCCGCGACGGGACCAGCGCUGUUCGCGGUGCCAUCGGUGCCGGCGGGGCCGCCCAUGGGCGGCCUGGAUUCCCUGGCCAGUGCCAUCGGCGCGCAGAUGCCAAACGCCGAGGGCAAGAUUGCGUGCUUCGUGCAUGGCAAGUACAGGAGCAUCGAUUGCCUCAGGUCCGACGAGAACGGCAACCUGGUCUGCAGCCCCGGGCUGGAGUGCAAGGUCUUCAGCGACCAGCCCCCGCCGGGCGUGCCCGGCGGAGGUGCGCCGCUGGCGGGCGGGCCGCCUGGGCCCGGGGGCAUGGCUGGCGGCGGCGGCGGCGGGGGCAACAUCAUGUGCGCCAACCACAAUAAGAUGAGGAAUGCCAAGUACCUCACGCUCGAUGCGCAGGGGCGCCGGGUCUGCAUGCCAGGCUACGAGUGCAAGGGCCCCGGGGCUGGGGGCUUGCAGCCGGCUCAGACGCAGACGAUGCCCUGCUUCCUGCACGGCAAGAUGCGCAGCCUCGACAGCUUGGUGCACGACGGCGCAGGCAACCUCGUCUGCGCCCCUGGCCGCCAGUGCAAGGGCGCGGGCCCUGGCGGCGCCAACCCCCCGCCGCAGAACACGCAGGCGAUGACGGAUGCGCUGAAGGCGGAGGCCAUCGCGGCACAGCAGCUCGGCAGCCUCAUGCCGCGGGGGUUCAGCAGCGGCCCGUUGGGUGCGCGGGCGGCGUCGGGGGAGCUGCGGGCGCUGCUGCGCCUGGCGGCGCCGAUGGGCCUGGUGCAGCUGGGGCUGGUGGCGCUGCGCCUCCCAGGGGGCAGCGUGGCGCUGGGCCUGGUGGACACGCUGAUGGUGGGCCGCAUCUCGGCCCUGGGAGGGGUCGCCCUGGGGAAUUACUGGAAGUUCUUCUGGGUGACGUUCGGCCAGGGGUGCCUCGUGGCGCUCGACGGCCUCAUCAGCCGCGCCGUGGGCGCCGGGGACCGCGAGGGCGUCGGCGCCGGUCUGACCGGUGGCCUGGUGCUCGCGGUGCUGUACUCGGUCCUGUUGUCCCCCCUGUUGCUGCUGUGCGGGCCGGCCUUGAGAGCCCUGGGGCAGCCGGCAUCGCUGGUGCCGUUCGCGUCGCGGUAUUCGGCCGUGCAGGUGCUCUCCGUCCUCCCCGCGCUCCUCUUCGUCGUCCUCCGCCAGACGCUGCAGGCGACGGGUUCCAUGGGGCCCCUCCUGGCGGCCGUGCUCAUGGCGAACGCCCUCAACGUGUUCCUGAGCGGCUGGGCGCUGCUGCUGGCGGUCGCCGUCCUCGGCCGCGGCGCCCUGGCGCCCCUCGUCGGCCCGCGCGCGGCCGCGCGGGCGCUGCGGGCGGGGCCGCUCCUGCGGCUGGCCGCCCUCGGCCUGCCCGUGGGGGUCCACCAGGUGACGGAGAGCCUGGCGUUCGCGGUGAUGAUGGUCCUGGUGGGCCGCCAUGGCGUGGUGGCCGUCGCGGCACACCACAUCGCCAUGUCGGUCGCACAGUUCACUUGGAACGUCGGCCUCGGCAUCAGCUCGGCCGCGGCCGUGCGCACAGGCCGGGCGCUGGGGCGCCGGGAUGCGGCCGGCGUGCAGCGGGCGGGCGUGGUCGCGAUCGCCUUCACAACGGCGCUCAUGGCCGUGCCGAGCGCCGCGAUGCUCCUGCUGCCCCACUGCCUGGCCUCCCUGUGGACCUCGGACGCGCGCGUGGCCGCGCAGGCGGCGGCGCUGCUGCCGGUGGCCGGGGCCUUCCAGAUGUUCGACGGCAGCCAGACGGUGGCCUCCGGGGUCUUGCGCGGCCUUCUGGACACACGGAGCGCGGCGCUGCUGGCCCUCUUCGGCUACUGGGUGGUGGGCACGCCGCUCAGCGUCGUGCUGGGCGGCCGCCUCGGAGCCGCGGGCGUCUGGUGGGGCAUGGUGGCGGGCCUGGCCUCCACCUCGGUGCUGCUGCAGCUGCGGGUGGCGGACCGGCUUCGGCGCGCAGGGGACGUGCCCGGAGCCGAGCUUGCGUAG
Messenger RNA from Prorocentrum cordatum, 5874 nucleotides. Lineage: Eukaryota; Dinophyceae; Prorocentrales; Prorocentraceae. The record is from the annotation of a GenBank genome assembly.